Penicillium verhagenii is the source of this 1443-nucleotide messenger RNA. RefSeq names its product cytochrome P450. NCBI's taxonomy places the organism in Eukaryota, Fungi, Ascomycota, Eurotiomycetes, Eurotiales, Aspergillaceae. The record is from RefSeq and is a predicted model, not a curated record. Gene Ontology annotation, molecular function: iron ion binding; monooxygenase activity; heme binding. The transcript is spliced from 4 exons. Bases 1 to 1443 code for a protein of 480 amino acids.
AUGUUCUCGCCGCUUCGAUCAUAUCCAGGCCCAAAGCUAUGGGCAAUUUCCACUUUACCCUCGGCAAUCAGCAUUCUCCGCGGACGAAGCCAUACAACUAUGCUAGCAAUGCAUAAUAAAUACGGCCCUGUCGUCCGCAUCGCCCCGAACGAGCUGUCGUUCAAUUCUCCGGGGGCUUACCAGGAUAUCUACAUGCCUCGUUCGGGUAGACCACCCUUUGGAAAACACCCAAGAAUUUAUGCCUGCAAGCUGAACGGUGUUCGCGAUAGUAUAAUUGGAACACUGGACCACGAUCUUCAUGGAAAACAGCGCCGACUGUUAUCUCACGCCUUUUCAGACAGAUAUCUACGGGAGCAAGAAGGCAUUAUUGUGUCUUUUGUGGACAUGCUUAUUUCUCAACUGCGCAAGCAGAUAAACCCGAAAAAAAACCACACAUCUAAGGCAGAUAUCAGUGGUUGGAUGAACUUUACCACUUUCGAUAUUAUGGGAGAGCUUAUGUUUGCGGAGACCUUCGACUGCCUAAACGAUAGCAAGCUUCAUCCUUGGAUCUCGCUUGUGUUUGCCUCCGUCAAGGGAAUCACACUCGUGGCCGUUAUGAAUCAAUUCUCACUGAUCUGGGCAGCGAGUGAAUUUCUUCUACCCGAGUAUCUCCGAGAGCAGAUGCUGAGAGCUGUGAAUGUCACUGCGGAAAAGGCUGAUCGGCGAAUUAAGAAAGGGACAACUCGUCCCGAUAUUAUGUCCGCAUUACUAAAGAAUGGACUGAUUGAUGAAACUAUACCAGACCAUGACUUAAGUGAUAAGAAGGAUUCUUCAAUCAAGGAUCAACCGAUCAUGACUCGGGCUGAAAUUCACUCAAACGCAAUGCUAAUCAUCAUGGCCGGAAGUGAGACUACCGCUUCUCUUCUUUCGGGGUGUAUAUACUAUCUAUGCAAAAACCCAAUUUGCAUGACCGAACUUUGCAACGAAAUACGCUCAGAAUUCUCGGCGGAUGAAGAUAUCACGGCUGCCAGAUGUGCACCUCUCAAAUACCUCAACGCCGUGAUUGAAGAAUCGUUCCGCCUAUAUCCUCCCGUAGCUACUGUCCUACUGCGAGUAGUACCUGAAGGCGGCGAUACCGUGGAUGGAUAUGUCGUGCCAGAAAAUACGACUGUAUCCACUCAUCACUACGCAUCUUAUCGCUCCGCGGCCAACUUCGCGCUCCCCGAGCAGUUUAUCCCAGAACGCUGGCUAGGGAAUGAUGAACGUUUUAACAACGAUAAAAGAGACGCAUUGCAGCCUUUCAGCCUGGGGCCGAGAGAAAUUCGGCUGAUUGUAGCCAAGCUUCUAUUCAACUUCGAUAUUGAGCUUUGCAAAGAGAGCGAGAACUGGGUUAAACAGGACGUUUAUACAAUCUGGAACAAGCCGGCGCUGAUGGUGCAACUACACGAUAGGUUCCAUGAGUAG